Messenger RNA from Salmo salar (Atlantic salmon), 4526 nucleotides. NCBI's taxonomy places the organism in Eukaryota, Metazoa, Chordata, Actinopteri, Salmoniformes, Salmonidae. The record is from RefSeq and is a predicted model, not a curated record.
CAUGAUUUAACCCAUACCCUAACUGAAGCUUCAAAGGAACCGGUGUUCUCUCGAAGUGUGGGAGGAAAAAACUGAAGUUAUGUGUUACUUUGAAUAAGCAAUUUGUUCAUUUUAGUAUUUAUAAUACAAAGUUAUGCAUUCUUUGCAUCUUCUGCCUGUCAUCGAAUCUGCCUCUGAAUGACAGACGUCUGCCUGCAUAAAUUCCCGACUUAUGUCUUGUUGACCCAUGGCUUUUAAAUCACAAUUGAAGUGUACUUUUAAAAUAAUACCAAAAUAUUGCACGUCUACUACCCAAUGACAAAAACAACCUUUCGCAUUUUUUUGCUUUUUGGCCUGCUUUAUAUCAACUCCAGAAACUGAUAGGGACAAUUACAAGCGUUCUAAACGUUAACUUAUCUCCCAACUCCACGUAUUUCCUAAUAUAGUAUAACAUUGUUUGCAGUUAACAUAACAGAUAUUAUAUUGGAUCAAAAGGGCAUUUUAAAUAACAUUGUGAAAGAUUGUCAAUUCAAGCAUUUGUCGACAGAUUUAGUGUUAAGCUCUUGAAUGUCACUUGUAUUAGCCUAAUGUCUUACAAUUUGUGCUGUAUGUGUAAGUAAGUACUAAGUAAGUAGUACUUAUGGUAUGUGGUUGUCUUACCGAGCUACCUUAACAUGAAUGCACUAAGUUGCUCUGGAUAAGGACCUUUGUUAAAUGUAUACGUAAUGUAGUACGAUAACCUUGAGCUAGGAAACUACGAGACACCGUCAUUAUGUUCAUAAUCAUGCAUUGCUACAUCAGACUCCAGGCCUCUGUAAAUAUGUUCCCUUUUCCAAGAUGACUGGGAGUGACAGGGGAGCUGUUUUUAUCAGCUGUCCCCCAUCAGGGUUUAAGAGGCAGGCCAGGCUUUACGCCGCAGUUUGACCCACAAACCUUCGACUCCUCACUGACCAGCAGGAAGCUAGUUUAGUUGUGAAGCCAAACAACAACAGACAGAGUACUGGGGUGUAUUUAUUACGCCAAUUCUGUUGAAAAACUUUUUUUUUACUCCAAAUGGAAAACGUUUUGCAACGAAAACGAGUUUCUAUUUGACAAAUUCAGACUUCCUUUUGAAAACGUCGCUGGGCACUUAGUUGCCUUUUUUUUUAAUUUUAGUUUUUUGGGGGGGGGAAUCGUUGGGAUUCUAUCGUGCCGCCAUGUCCACCUCCUAUAAGAAGGAAGUAGUGAACUACAGGGACGUGGACGAGGAUGAACUACUGAAGAAACUCUCAGAGGAAGAGCUACAGAGGCUGGAGGAUGAGCUGGAGGAGUUAGAUCCUGACAAUGCCCUGUUGCCGGCCGGGAUGAGGCAGAAGGAUCAGACCAAGAAGGCGCCGACCGGAACCUUCCAGAGAGAGAACCUGGUAGCCCACCUGGAGAAGCAGGCCAAGGAACACCCUGACAAGGAGGACCUGGUUCCGUUCACUGGAGAGAAGAGAGGUAAAGUCUUUAUACCUAAGAAGAUGGUGGACCCCAUCAUGGAGAAUGUGACUCUGGAGCCAGAGCUGGAGGAAGCAUUGGCCAACGCCAGCGACGCUGAGAUCUGUGACAUUGCCGCCAUUCUGGGAAUGCACACUCUAAUGAGUAACCAGCAGUACUACGAGGCUUUGGCCAGCAGCAAUAUAGUCAACAAACAAGGCCUUAACAGUGUUAUCCAGUGUACUCAGUAUAAGCCUGUGCCUGAUGAGAAGCCCAACUCUACUGACGUGGAGGAGACGCUGUUGAGGAUGCAGAGGAACGACCCUGACCUGCUGGAGGUCAACCUCAACAACAUCAAGAACAUUCCAGUGAAGACACUGAAGGCUUAUGCAGAAUCCCUGAUAGAGAACACUGUAGUGGAACGCUUCAGCAUCGUGGGAACCAGGAGUAAUGAUCCCGUAGCCUUUGCCCUGGCAGAGAUGCUGAAGGUGAACACCACACUGAAGAGUCUAAACAUAGAAUCCAACUUCAUCACGGGGACGGGUAUCCUGGCUCUCAUAGCCUCACUGCAGUCCAACACAACCCUGCAGGAACUCAAGAUCGACAACCAGAGCCAGCCGCUAGGUAACAAGGUGGAGAUGGAGAUAGCCAGCAUGCUGGAGAAGAACACCACGUUGCUGAAGUUUGGCUACCACUUUACCCAGCAGGGCCCCAGGCUGAGGGGCUCCAACGCCAUGAUGAACAACAACGACCUGGCUCGGGUAAUCCGAUCUGAUCAUCACUCGGACGGUUCCUUUACCCUCACUCUGUCCGUGCCGGAACUGGAGAGGGCAUUUGGUAAAAAGUUCAAGCCGAAACUCACCAAGACCAAGAAAUAAGAAAGAGAAGGCUUGAAGGAGGUCCCAUCUUCCCCAAGUGUCGGACAAGCGUGUAGCGCCGUGCCAGGCGGCAGCACUGCCCGGCCCCGCCCAGCCCCGUAUUCAGCCAGACGCCAUCCAACAGAUAUCCCAUCAACCCCUGCUUCCCCAACCCUAACCUUGACCCCUCCUCGAUGACAGAAAUCGUUCCAAUUCGAAUGUCAGGGGCUUUGGCAAAUCUUGUUCCUACUGUGGCAUGGAGUUGAUCUACUAUUGUAAAUUAGUUUUAUUCCCUUCACAGUUUUCUACUGAUAUCGGUUUAGAUAUCUUCAGUAAUAAUAAUAUCUGGUAAUUGUGACAUAGAGAAGCAGCCCACCUAUACAGAAAAUAUUUAUUUUGUUGUUAGUUUGUUUAUUGGAGAUUAAUUUGUUGUGGUUGAAGAUGAAAUGGUGUUACACCCAUAAUGUAUAUUGUACCACAUGCCAUGGGCAGCAGAUAGCCUAACGGUUAAGAGCGAAAGGUCGCUGGUUCAAAUCCCCGAGCCGACUAGGUGGGAAAGAAAUCUGACGGAUGUGCCCUUGAGCAAGACACUUCACCCUAAUUGCUCCUGUAAGUCGCUCUGGAUAAGAGCGCCUGCUAAAUGACUAAAAUGUAAAUGACUCAACUUGGUUAUGAUGUUAAUACCACAUUACGUAUUUCAGCAUUUCGCUACCACGUAACGUAAUGUUUUUCAGUGUGAGGUUCAUAUAAGAUAAGUUGUUAGCCUGCAGUUCAUGCUGUCUGUAAGCAAAGGCACAUAACGGUUACAUAGAAGCUAUGUUCAGAGGAAUUGUUGCAGAUUGAAAACAUUUUGGGGUGUAAGUUGUUUGUUUGUCAAAGUUUACCCUAUAGAGACAGCCACUAAAAGCUGGUCCGAGAUCAGUUUGUCCGCUAUGGUGUAAAUUCUGUAGUAUUACUGAUCUCUAGUCAGUUUAAAUCUUCUCAGUCAAACCUUACACAGAGAGAGGUUGCUACUAAGCGUUGGUUCUAGAUCAUUUUCGUGACGAAGUCGAUAUCUACUUGGACUGACCAGGUGAAAGCGAUGAUCUUUUGUUGAUAACACUUGUUAAAUCCACUUCAAAUCAGUGUAGAUGAAGGGGAGGAGACAGGUUACAAAAGGAUUUUGAAGCCUUGAGACAAUUGAGACAUGGAUUGUGUGUGUGUCAUUCAGAGGGUGAAUGGGAAAAACAAAAGAUUUAAGUGCCUUUGAACAGGAUAUGGUAGUAGGUGCCAGGUGCACCGGUUUGAGUGUGUCAAGUACUGCAACGCUGCUGUGAUUUUCACACUCAACAGUCCCUUGUGUAUCAAGAAUGGUCCACCACCCAAAGGACAUCAAAGCGCAUAAGGAAGGUGUUCCUAAUGUUUUGUACACCCAGUGUAUACCAGGUUUGUUCACCAGUGUGUUGGUCACUGAUGGACAAACUGAUAUAGGACUAGCUCUUAGUGGCUGUCUCUCUGACUGAGGCUGAUUUGGAAUCAGUACUUAAACCCGCCAGAUGUGAUGACAUGUCAUCAUGGCAAGUUAUGAUUGAUUAUGUUAAAUGAUUACUUUAGUUACACAGUAAAGGGAGUUGCAGCAUUUCCCCCCUCCCCUUUUUUUCAGUUACACUGGUAGAAAUGCUGUCAGUUGAAUGUGUCUGCAACCCAGAAGUGUGCAAACUAUGAAUUCACUGUAAUCACUCUGUAGCCUAUCAAAGCCCAAGAAAAAGCAUAAAGACAAACGACUUGUCCUGCCUGUUGUAAGAUUCUAUGAGAUUUUUCCUUAAUGAACACUCCGUCAGGUAUUGUUGCUAUGUGGCCAGGUAUCAGAGUUGUCAUGCGCCGUUUGUUUUUGAGGGGAGCGCUAAUGACUAAAUUCAAUAUCCUAUCAUUAAAUCCGUGUAAAAUAAACUAUAUAUAUAUUUAUAUUAUAUUGGAUGAAGGAUGGAUGAGGGGGGUACAUGCCCCCUCAGAUUCAAAGGGUAUGAUGCUACUGAUUAGGUAUAUUACUGUAUGGUCAAAAGGGACAACUAUGGGGUGUACAACAACCCAUCCCAGUAUGAACUACUGCUGAAUAUGACUGUGUUCUCCCUGCCCUAGCCUGGCUGUUGUUCUUUCUCCACAACAUUUGCUUGAGUAUUGCGUACGUUUUUGUUAGAUAUGUCACAUUAUUGUGUUUUGUUGUUGUUCAUGGAUAAAUCAGGUUUGAAAGUA